Hevea brasiliensis (rubber tree) is the source of this 2006-nucleotide messenger RNA. Its product is annotated as nucleolar protein 56. The record is from RefSeq and is a predicted model, not a curated record. NCBI's taxonomy places the organism in Eukaryota, Viridiplantae, Streptophyta, Magnoliopsida, Malpighiales, Euphorbiaceae. The transcript has 8 exons. Gene Ontology annotation, cellular component: small-subunit processome; box C/D methylation guide snoRNP complex. Gene Ontology annotation, molecular function: snoRNA binding. Bases 133 to 1800 code for a protein of 555 amino acids.
UUUAAAACCCUAACACCAAAGCCCUCUGCGGUGCACCUCCUUCCUUCUUCUCUUUCCCUUCCGCCGAUAACAGAGAAAGGAAGCAAAGGCUAUAACUCAUAUUGUUUGUGUUUAGGUGCCUAAAUUUCAACCAUGACUCUGUAUUUAUUAUAUGAGUCGGCUUCUGGUUACAGUCUCUUUCUCGCUAAUGGUCUUGAUGAAAUUGGGCAGAACACGGACGCUGUUCGCAGCUCCGUCGCAGAUCUCAAUCGUUUUGGUAAAGUGGUUCAGCUAACUGCUUUUCAUCCCUUUGAGUCAUCUUUAGACGCUCUGAAUCAGUGUAACUCAGUUUCUGAAGGGCUUAUGACGGACGAGUUGAGGAGCUUUUUAGAACUUAAUCUCCCAAAAGUGAAGGAAGGUAAGAAGCCAAAGUUUAGUUUAGGAGUUGCUGAGCCUAAGUUGGGUUCGCAUGUCUUUGAAGUGACAAAAAUACCUUGCCAAAGUAAUGAAUUUGUUCUUGAGCUUCUCCGCGGUGUACGACUACAUUUUGAAAGGUUCAUCAAGGAUCUAAAGCCUGGUGACUUGGAGAAAGCCCAACUUGGUCUGGGGCACAGUUACAGCAGGGCAAAAGUGAAGUUCAAUGUCAACCGAGUUGACAAUAUGGUUAUUCAAGCAAUUUUCCUCCUUGAUACUCUCGAUAAGGAUAUCAAUUCAUUCUCAAUGAGAGUCAGGGAAUGGUACUCUUGGCAUUUCCCUGAAUUGGUGAAGAUUGUUAAUGACAAUUAUCUCUAUGCAAAACUUGCCAAGUUCAUAGAGGACAAGGCAAAGUUGUCUGAAGACAAAAUCCCUGAAUUAACAGACAUACUUGGAGAUGAAGAUAAGGCAAAGGAGGUUGUAGAAGCUGCCAAAGCAUCAAUGGGACAGGAUUUAUCCCCUAUUGACUUGAUUAAUGUCCAGCAGUUUGCUCAGAGGGUAAUGGAUCUCUCUGAGUAUAGGAAAAAGCUCUAUGAAUAUCUGGUUACUAAAAUGAAUGACAUAGCGCCUAAUUUGGCCUCCUUGAUUGGUGAAGUUGUUGGGGCUCGUUUGAUUUCCCACGCUGGUAGUCUUACAAAUUUGGCUAAGUGCCCUUCUUCUACCCUUCAGAUCCUUGGUGCAGAGAAGGCAUUGUUCAGGGCUUUGAAAACCCGAGGAAACACACCAAAAUAUGGUUUGAUCUUUCAUUCUUCUUUUAUUGGUCGAGCAUCUGCUCGCAACAAGGGACGCAUGGCACGUUAUCUAGCAAACAAAUGCUCAAUUGCAUCUCGCAUUGAUUGUUUUGCAGAAAGGGGCACUACCAUUUUUGGAGAGAAACUAAGAGAACAAGUUGAGGAGCGCUUGGAUUUCUAUGACAAGGGGGUUGCACCCCGUAAAAACAUUGAUGUGAUGAAAGUUGCAAUUGAAAGUGUUCAGAAUAAAGAUGUCGACAUGGAAACAGAAGAGGCUGUACCUUCAGAAAAGAAAAGCAAGAAAAAGAAAUCAAAAUCUGAGGCUGCAAAAGUUGUUGAACCUAUGGCUGAUGAUAAACCAACAGUUGCUACAAAUGGAGAUGCUUCAGAGGAUGCUAAAUCAGAGAAGAAAAAGAAGAAGGAGAAGAGAAAAUUGGAGCAGAAGCAGGCCGUGGAGAAUUCAAAUGGUGUAAAUGGGGCUGAGGCUGAACAGGAUAGAGCUGCCAAGAAGAAGAAAAAGAGUAAGAGUAAAAAUGAAGAUGGAGAGGAUGUGCAGCCUGCUAGUGAUAUCAAAAAGAAAAAGAAGAAGAAAUCAAAAAGUGAGGAUGAUGAAUGAACGAAUGAAUUUUGAAAGAUGUAUCCCAGUUGCUGAACUAACGUUGUCAGCAGAAUUUUGAUUGUGGAAGUGGCCUUCUGUUCUCUGUUAUUACUAUGAAUCAUGAAAAGAUUAGGUGUCUUGAGAACUUCUGUGAAAUGUUCAACGGUUGUACUAGUUUAUUUUUUUGCUUUGAUUAUUGGAAGUAUCAUCACAAUGUUUAUAUC